GGUUGACGUUGAGUUAAGCUCGUUUUUAUUGAAGGCAAAUUUAGGGAGAUUUUUAGUUUUAGUGGAAAACAGGUGUAUAAAUUGUUGCAAAAAAAAAAAUCAGUGUGACAAUAUGGUUGUGUUUACGCUCGCGCUUCUUUGACGAACCGUUUCGAGAAUUUUGAUUGUAUUCCGUCCCUUCUACCCGUGUGAAUGACCCUCAGAAAGGGUGUGGUCCAUGGCUAAAAAUCUCACAUCGGCCGGCACAAAUGCUAGCCCAUUCUUCUUCUUGCCUUCAGGACGACGCAGAAGACAACCACCCCCUUGGAUCAUUCCCUUAGUGAUUCUGGAUACCUCGCGAUCACAAUUAAAUAUUACACGAAGAAGUACAAGUCAUAUCAUUCCUUCAACUUAAAAAAAAGAAUUUAACGAAUUAAAAAAAGAAUAACACCAAAAAAAAGCAAAAAAAUAAAUAAAUUGAUAUCGAAAAACUACCUCCGCAAUAAUUUACUUACUUGUAAAUACGAAGGAAAAAUUAAAAAGAAGAAACUAAGUACUUAAAUAUUAUUGUUAGAAAAAUUUUUCGAUUUUAAAAGCAAUCACACGUUGCCUUAAAUAAUUAACGGGGAAAAAAUCAUCACUGAUUUCUAUUUAUAUGUUGGUAUUUUAUACUGGUUUUAUCGAUUUAAAGUUUAAGAAAAAUAAGUGUCCUUUUUUAACGUAAAUCGACUUUUCUUGCCAUUUUGAGAAAUAAUAAAAGGAGAUUUUAAAUAAAUCAACAUGGAACGUGUCGCAAACAGAGCGUCUUUUAUGUUACGAAGAAAAACGAUGACGACUGAUAAUCAAAGAAGGAUCAAGGCUAACGACAGAAAUUAUAAUUCACAAUUCCGUUAUGCGGAUAAUUACAUUAAAACCUCUAAAUAUUCAGUGUUAACGUUCCUCCCAUUAAACCUGUUCGAGCAGUUCCAACGUCUCGCCAACUUUUACUUCUUGUGCCUUUUAGUAUUGCAACUCAUCCCGGCAAUUAGCAGUUUAACACCAGUCACCACGGCUCUGCCUCUCAUUGGCGUCCUCGGAUUAACCGCCAUCAAGGAUGCCUACGAUGAUUUUCAACGUCACAUGUCCGACUCACAAGUAAACAAUAGAAAAUCUCAAGCAGUAAGAAACGGAAAACUCGUACAAGAACGAUGGUCUGCAGUUCAAGUUGGUGAUAUCAUUCGAAUGGAUAACAACCAAUUUGUAGCCGCUGAUAUCUUAUUACUUACAACUAGCGAGCCAAAUGGAUUGUGCUUUAUCGAAACGGCAGAAUUAGAUGGGGAAACAAAUUUGAAAUGUAGACAGUGUCUGGUGGAAACGGCCGAAAUGGCGCAAGACGACGGCUUGAUUAGCCAAUUUGAUGGUGAAAUAAUAUGUGAACAACCGAAUAAUCUCUUAAAUAAAUUCGAGGGUACACUCACCUGGCAAAAUAAGCAGUAUUCUCUUGAUAACGACAAGAUUAUUUUGCGCGGCUGCGUUUUACGUAAUACUCAAUGGUGCUAUGGAGUCGUCAUCUUCGCUGGGAAGGAUACAAAGUUGAUGCAAAACAGUGGAAAGACCAAAUUUAAGAGGACUAGCAUCGAUCGUCUACUUAAUUUCUUAAUCAUAGGAGUAAGAAAGAAUUCAAUUGGCAGUUGUAAAAAGGGGUUAUAUAGCAAAAAUCAAAUUUUACAGGCGAGACAAAAAAUCGCGCUGAGUGUUAUAUCUGAUUUAAUCCAUUGAAACAUUUAUGAGGGA
Onthophagus taurus is the source of this 1752-nucleotide messenger RNA. The record is from RefSeq and is a predicted model, not a curated record. NCBI's taxonomy places the organism in Eukaryota, Metazoa, Arthropoda, Insecta, Coleoptera, Scarabaeidae.